CGGUGCGCGACUGAAACUGCGUGUCCGCAGCUAAGAGCGGCUACAACCAAGCCCCCAAAAUAGAGACGAGGGUUUAUUAUCCAACACAACACAUUUAGCCAAGGAAAUCACGUUCUGGAUGCACAGGAUGUUUGCUACUGCAGGAAGAAUUAUGCUUUCAUUAAACUAAUCUCCAAAAGGCGCCCGAGGCUGCAGCGAACACUGACCCAAGUGGUGCACUUUACGCCGCGGUAAGAAACUCCGCAAAACAACAGGCCCCCAAAGGCCUGGAGGGCGACAACCGUGCAUUUCUUAAACAGGAUUUUUACUUUCCUGAUCCAGUGGAAAUUUGACGGACUUUGCCCAAGUCUGGCCCUCUCUCAAAACUUGGGUGCGUGAGUCGACCAUCAGACGGAGUGGAUUUAAAUCGUUAUAGCCUACUGAGGAGAGAAGGCAAAGGAGGGAGAAAUCUUUGCAUCUCUUUCGAUAUCAAGAAUUGUUUGCAGCGGCCGAACGCUAUUGAGGUGACGGGAGGACAAGACAGGUUUGUGUCUCUGACAUCACAAGUUUCUUGUUUCACCCUCCCCUGCUUCGUGAUAUUAAGGCGUUCAUUUGACCCGGCACAAGUUGUCAACAAGAGGGACCGAGAGGCGGACUGGCAGGUGUACAAGUUCAUUUACAUGCACGAAACUGCGCGAGCUCAGCGCCGCUAUAAAUAGAAGCUGUUUUAAGGACUAAAUACACCCUCUCUCAGGCGCGUGCAUAUGUAUUAAAGCCAUCUGUAUAAAUUACCCUUGGAGACAUUCAGUCGGUCACCUACGUCGGAGGCUGUGAGAGCAAAGUGCCAGUAAAAAAAAAAAAAACGCGCGCGUUUCGCAUGGACUGACAUGGCCACCGAUCUCGCCAUGAGCGCGGAGCUACCAAACAGUCCCCUGGCUAUCGAGUAUGUCAACGAUUUCGACCUGAUGAAGUUCGAGGUGAAGAAGGAGCCGCCCGAAGCCGAGCGCUACUGCCACCGCCUCCCGCCGGGCUCACUGUCCUCUACCCCCCUGAGCACGCCGUGUUCCUCCGUGCCCUCCUCCCCCAGCUUUGGCGCACCUAGCCCUGGUGCGCCUCCGGGACACAACUUGGCUAACGGUGUCAACAACAACAACAACAGCAACAACAACAAUCCGACCGCCGGCGGGAAAGGGCAGCUGGAAGAUCUUUAUUGGAUUCCCAAUUACCAGCAUCAUAUCAACCCCGAAGCCUUGAAUCUCACGCCGGAGGACGCGGUGGAGGCGCUGAUUGGAAAUGCGCAUCACCAUCACCAUCACCACGCACCAUAUGAGGGCUUCCGCGGGCCACAGUACGCUGGGGAGGAUCUCUCCGCCACCGCAAACGGCCACCACCACCCGGCCCAUCACCAUCACCACCACCACAGCCACCACUCUCACGCGCGCCUGGAGGACCGCUUUUCCGACGAGCAGCUGGUCAGCAUGACUGUACGCGAGCUCAACAGACAGCUGCGGGGAUUCAGCAAGGAGGAGGUGAUUCGCCUCAAGCAGAAGCGGCGGACCUUGAAGAACCGGGGCUACGCACAAUCAUGCCGGUUCAAACGCGUGCAACAGCGGCACAUGUUGGAGAGCGAGAAGUGCACACUCCAGAAUCAGGUGGAGCAGCUCAAACAAGAGGUCGCGCGCCUUGUCAAAGAACGGGACCUGUACAAGGAAAAGUACGAGAAGCUCGCGAGCCGAACCUUCAGCGGCAACGGUAACAGAGAGGCGUCAAACGGAAGUCAUGGGAAAGGAUCCAAUGAGUUUUUCAUGUCUUAGACUCUCCCCACUGACUAUCUUAUUUAUUUUUAACCAUACUUUGUAUUUUUUUCUGUGUGAAGUUUUGUUUACAGUUCACGAAAUUGACGCACACAGAAGUGACAUUAGAAAUAGGUCUCUACAGGUGUGUUCCCUGCCUGUGUGUAUAGGCCUAUACAAUAUUCUUUAGUCUUAAUCACAGUUUAUUUCUGUACAGUAGAGAGAAGUAGGCUAUGCAUUAGGCCUAUGCGAUCUCUGUCGUAAGGGAUCCAAAAUCACCUGCUGUCCUAUAGAGAAAUUAUUUUCGUCUUUGAUUCGACUAACACAUUUGAAGUCUUACUAGCGCAUUGAUCCUGAUAGAACAGUGAUUUAUAAGCGUUUAGCGUUUCUAAAUCUGAGACUCGCUUAUUCACGACCACCUGUUGUGGGGUCAUUGCACCAGUCUUAAAGGGAAGGGGACUUCACUGGAAUUGAUACCGUGGCUUUACCUAGGCCUGCUCUUCGGACAUAAAGUGAACAAGGGACAAAUCACAAGUCCUCUUCACGGCUUAGGCCUGGGAAUGGAAGAACGGAGAAGUACAGAUACGGAACAAAAAAAAGAGUAUCGUGCUAUGUCCAUGUUAUACACACCCUGCAUGCAGGGCAUGUAUGGUUGCCUAUCUGCUGUAGGCCUACCGCCGUCCUUUUAGUGCCACUCGCUUAAUUGAAGCAUGAAUCCCCUUCCCCUCACCCCCACCUCUCUCUCAUCUUCAGCGUUAUAGGCUAUUACAGCGGUCCAGUUGAAGCAUUAGAGCAUCUCUCUCUACAGAACUGCAUCCUUGCCGCCGAGCCUGCAAGGCAAACUCCCCUCCUCUCAGGACGCAGAAACAUCUUCACUAGUCGCUAUGUGCAUUCAACUAUUUUCUUUCUUGUUUCAAAGAACGUGUUUAAAAAUGCAUAAACUGAGCCACCUUUGAGAGAUUAUUUAUUCCCACGUGUACAUAAUGUAGAGAAAAGUUAGCUUGUUAGCUGCCUUUUUGAUGACAUUUUGCUUGAUAACUUAAAACGUCUUAACAUGUUUGUAUGUAAAAGCAUGCAAAUAACUCAAAUCAUGUACAAUAUUAUUCUCCUAUGGACUAUGUAAAAAAUUCAAAGGGGAUAAUAUGACUGCACUAGUAAAGAAAAGAAAACAACAUUUAGAAUUAACGAUUUGGAGAUGAAAAUCGCACUAAUUUAAUCAGAAGGAGUUCAACAAUUUACUUCAACAGAAGAUGAUUUGGUCGACAUUGAAACAUGCACUGAAAUAUUUUUUCCUGAUAUAUUUUUUUUUUGAAUAAGCUUAUUUCCUUCAUAUUGUGCAGUCACGUACUCAGAUGUCCACCUUUGAAAUCGGCCAUAAAUCAUUGGCAGUUAACAGGUGAUCAUCAGCAACAUUUUACCUUCAUGUGUAUGCAGUUCACUGAUUCUACAUUUGAUUGUGGAAUGGUGCUCUAAACGAAAAUGUUAUGGACAUGAAACACUGAACUGAAAGAGUAGAGACUGUAUUUAAUGGUGAGCUGCGCGUCAAACGACGCAGAAACAACGCAAUCAUUCGCCUGGAUGCGCCCAGUUUUGUCUUUCAUUUAAAGGGGAUCUUUCUUCUCUAAAUGUUUAACUCCCAAUCAUCUGUAUUUAUGUUGACAAUCCUUUGCAUUAAGAAUGCGUCCAACUUUCAUGGUGUAUUGCAUUGCUUAAUAUAAACAAACCAUCGAUUUUGUCAGCAACUAAGUAAGCUAUGGUAAUUAGGCUAGGUAUCAAAUAAACAUUCCCCAUUUUUUUUAUUUAUUGAAGCAGUAUAUCAUACACUGGUCCAAAUCUCUUGCGCGCCUGAUGUUACGUAAAGCUCUACUUAUUUAACUGGGCACACACAUUUAAUUUUUACAGCUUUUGGAUUAAUGCGGGUUUCACUUAGUUAACAUUACUUUGAUGGUUGAUGGUUUGUUUAUGCGAAAUAAUGCAAUGCACAUGUUUAGUUGCUGCAUGCUGAUUGUAAAGUGUUCUUUCUUCAUUUCUUUCUUUCUUUCUUUCUUUUUUUCUUUCUUUUGCUCUUUUUUGUUUUUACCUAUCUCCCGUAUACAGGCAAUAUAUCUUUCCUCUUUGGAUGAAAGACGCAUGAGGCCCGUCCGCCUCUGAGGCGCAGUGCCAGAUGUAAAAAUGUGUAAAUAUGAUUUCUAUAUAUAUUUAUUGACGAAACAUUGAAAUGUCCUUACAUGUCGAUAAGUUCAAACCAAAAUGUUUCAAAAUGGAAUGUUGUUUUCAUAAUGUUUAAUAAAAAUUUCUGUCAAAA
Alosa alosa (allis shad) is the source of this 4077-nucleotide messenger RNA. RefSeq names its product v-maf avian musculoaponeurotic fibrosarcoma oncogene homolog Aa (gene mafaa). The record is from RefSeq and is a predicted model, not a curated record. Gene Ontology annotation, molecular function: DNA-binding transcription factor activity, RNA polymerase II-specific; RNA polymerase II cis-regulatory region sequence-specific DNA binding. Gene Ontology annotation, biological process: regulation of transcription by RNA polymerase II. The coding region runs from base 867 to 1793 and encodes 308 amino acids. Gene Ontology annotation, cellular component: nucleus. The transcript has a single exon. Lineage: Eukaryota; Metazoa; Chordata; Actinopteri; Clupeiformes; Clupeidae.